AUGCAACGGCUGCUACUUGUACGAUGGCAUCGGCUUCUGCGCCUUGAGCGGCAGGCACCCUCCUGGUAUCGGGAGCGUUUACGCGAAGAGCUGCUGGAACGUCGCGAGGCUCUGACUCCGUUGCAGAGACUGAGCGAGACUGCCGACGUCUUUUACAUUCUCAGCCGUGCCGUGCAUGAUGGCUAUCCGCUUCAGAGCGUGCCGCCGUUCAAACCGAUACGUCACAUUCUCGUCUACGCCUACAUGGUCUUCAAAUACACAUCCAGGUGGCUGUUUUACCGCGUGGCUGCCAAGGCUUGCCGUUCCGCCAAUGCCGGCCAGGUGCGAGAAGUGAUCAAUCCAGCCAAGAAGCACAAGGUCGGGGAGGUGGCCUCUCGCCAUGCACUUACUCGCUCAAUUCGCCAUCGUCCCGACAUGACCAGCAACAUGGCUACAACGACGGUGUCGCAGGCAUCCGCGGCUACGGUCGCUACCGAUAUCGGCUCUGACCCUGCGUCUGACAAGAAGCCCGUUAUCAUCGGAUUGUACGGACUUCCGGGGUCUGGAAAGUCUACUUUGAUGAAGGAGAUAAAGCUUCAAGUUGGCCACGAAAGCUUUCUCUUUUACGAGGGAUCUGAGUUGAUAUCCACCCUCGUUGCUGGAGGCCUUGCCGCUUUUGAGAAACUUGACCAACAGCAAAAGCGCCUGGUGCGGGAGCGGGCAAUGACCAGUGUUACAGAAGAGUGCUUGGCUCAAAACCGCGCUGCUCUGGUUGUUGGCCAUUACAUGUUUUGGCCAGAAGGUGAAGCCGCAGGCGACGUUGUUAUCACUGCGAGAGACCUUGGCAUAUAUACACACAUCAUCUAUCUGAAGGUGCCAGUCGACGCCAUUCGCCAACGUCGGCUGGGCGACACGCACCGGCAUCGCCAGCCCGUGUCCACUGCACACUUGGAGCAGUGGCAGAGCGCCGAGAUUGACCAACUCCACGGGCUUUGUAGACAGCAUUGUAUCUUGUUCACAACUAUCCCGCCGCAUUCCGAGCCGUUCCCUUUUGCCUUGAAGUUGGUGCGCCAUUUCGAGCAGACCAACGCGAGACGCAACCUCGCUCUCGUCAUGAGCAAGGUCAAAGUGGCACUUGAGGGCGAGGAGCGCGCAGAAACUGUCUUGGUUGUCGAUGCGGAUAAGACUCUGGCGGGAGACGACGCCGGUUCCAUGUUUUGGCAGGCUGCAAAUGGUUCUAGCCAAGAUGCAUUGGAGAUGUGCCCGCUCAAGAACCUUUUCAGCAGUCCGCUCGGCUAUUCCGAGGCCGCAUUUCGCCAGGCAACGCUCUUGUACGAAGAAGCUACCAACGAGACGGACUUUGAGGCCCUGUGCGAGAAAAUCGCCUCCUCGAUUACUCUACACCCUGAGUUUAUCACCCUUUUUCGGCUGGCUUGCAGCCACGGGCACAUACGAGUUGUUGUACUGACCUGCGGAAUUCGACGCGUCUGGCAAAUUGUUUUGGACAAAGCUGGCCUUGGGCACAGCAUCAAAGUCGUUGGUGGUGGUAGGAUCACGGAUGAGGUUGUAAUGACCCCGGAGACCAAGGCACGAGUUGUCUCGAGUCUUCGAGAGCAAUCCGGCCUCUAUGUUUGGGCCUUUGGAGAUAGCACACUUGACUUGCCAAUGCUCGAGGCAGCCAACAGGGCCAUUGUCGUCUCUGGUGACACUCGAACUCGAAGUUGCAGCAUGGAGAGCGCCCUUCGCGAAGCCAUUGAUACCCGCAGAUUCUGCCCCAAGCAAGUGCUCCUCCCGCCGCACGCCACUCCACGCUUAGACGCUACAACGCUGCCGCUACUAGCAUUCUCUGAUGCCGAUUUUGUCCAAGAGAUCGUGCGCCGCCGCGGCACAGAGGCAAAUGCCGCCGUCUCCAGGUCCGCGCCGACUUGCAGCGGCACCGUGGUCCACGCCACGGACACCGGUGCGGCAAGACUGCUCAUGUCUCCGACUCGCGAUGCCUCGGUAGCCGGAGCAGAACUCAGGCUCGCUCACGAGGAGGUUGGCAAGUACCUGGCGCUGCGCUAUCUCACGGAAGUGAUUGGUGUUGAGAAUUUCCAUGUACCACAUGUGCAGGGCCACCAAACCACCGGGUUCCGCCUUGCUCACGAAGCCCAGACGACAAUCAUUGCGCUCAUGCGUGGCGGGGAGCCAAUGGCCUUCGGUAUCAGUCGGGUGUUUCCAAGAGCCAUGUUUCUGCAUGCUUUUGGUCCGGAAGACAUCAAGCAUCACCACCUGGAGAACCAAAAGAAUUUGAUUCUGGUCGAUUCAGUGGUCAACAGCGGCAAAAGUAUCAUGGAUUUCCUACGCCAUGUCGCUCGGCUCAAGCAAAAUCUCACCAGAAUUGUGGUGGUGGCAGGAGUGGUUCAGAAGGAAGCGGUCGCUGACGGCCAUGCUUUGCGAACGGAGAUGGAGCAGCAUCAGGUCAACAUGGUAGCCCUGCGAGUAUCAGACAAUAAGUUUACAGGGACCAAAACUACAGAUACUGGAAACCGGCUCUUCAAUACUACUCAUCUGGCCUAA
Molecule: messenger RNA, 2538 nt
Organism: Cordyceps militaris CM01
Lineage: Eukaryota; Fungi; Ascomycota; Sordariomycetes; Hypocreales; Cordycipitaceae
Exons: 2
Coding region: 1-2538 (845 amino acids)
Biological process (GO): L-serine biosynthetic process; dephosphorylation
Cellular component (GO): cytoplasm
Molecular function (GO): magnesium ion binding
Source: RefSeq, a predicted model, not a curated record